CCGUACCCCAGGAGGGUUGAGUUCAGGAGAUGAAUGGCGGACGAUUAAAUGGUGCAGCGUACCAUCCGCAGUCAGGCCUCAGAAGUCUAAACGUCGGUGCCUUCUACAUGCCGCUGGCUUCGUUCGCCGGUCUGUACCUUGCCCUUCGAUGUCUGGCCUUGGUUAAUCCCUGUGUCGUUUGUUUUUAACCUAUGGUGUCGCAUACAAUGCUCGCUCUUAGAGGUUGCAACUUAGAUCGUAACCACGUUACAGUCCUGACGAGACAUUUCCGUCGACUAUCUUCGACUCUCGAUCCGCCCUGACUGGUGGAUCUUUCGUCGCCCCUUCUCAAGAUAUUCAUGUUGUCUAGCCAUUUGUUCUUAAGUCGAUGCAAUCCUUUCCCUUUUGGCUCCCGAAAAGAGCAACGACCAUGAGCCUGAGGUCAUUUCCUGAGAUGUGGUAUCAGAUAUUCCUGUGGGCGUUAUUCUCAUCGAUAUUUGUUCAUACAAUCGCUGCAGCAAUUUGCUUUGCCACACUGCGAAAGCAUAAAUACGGAAAAUUCUUUCCCAUUCUGAUCCUCAUAAUGGGUGUGAUAAUGCCGUUGACAUUUGGAGUGUUAAGUUCAGCUGUGAUAGCAUUUGUUUAUCGUGCAACAGGUUAUCAAAUGCCACCUCUGUAUGCUCUUUUAUGGGGUAUCGGACAGACAGUCAUGGCAGCCUGCGUUGGAUUUACUCGAAUUCUGGCAACUCUUUAACUACGUCCCACUCACCAUCCACAGAGAUAUGUAAAAAUAAUUAUUUUACAUUUACCUCGUCAGUCUUUUCCACGUCAUUCUGUUCAAAUACUUUUUUAUCGAUGUAAAUUGUGAACUCAUAAGCAAUUGGAAAUUUACUUUAGGUAGGAAAUAAUGCAAUUGUCAAUUUAAUUAUAAUUAGCUCAUCUCUGUCUACUGGAAGACGAUAGUAGCCUUUUAUUUAGUUUAUGGUAUAUUGUACAAAUGUAUUUUGACAUACUAGGAUGUCAGAUAUCAACUUAGUGAUUUUAUAUUGGAUUCAUUUAUAUGUAUCUGUAAAUUUGAUUUGUCGGUUUGAAUGUAUUUCUGUAAUUAAGUGAGAGGCCAACUCGAAGGUGAUAGGGUGAUAUCAACGGAUGUAUGAAGACUGAACUAAGCGAUUCUAGAUAUGGUCACUUUUUCCAGUUUUUCAUCGGUGAAUAUCGUGGCAAAUGAUUUCGAAAUCCUUUUGAUAUCAAGUGGUUGGCACAAUAAAAAGUAGAAAGGUAAACCCGACAGCGGAAAUGAAAUUCUUUGACGACUUUCUACUAGACUGAUUUAGAGAUCGAACAAAUCGAGAGACCGUUGACAGAAAAAGAACACAGUGCGAAACAAAUAGUUGAAUCAUCCGAACAAAUUCAAUUAAGCGAAAGAAUUUUUAGCCGUGCUUAAAAAAUUGUAUUAAAUUUAAGCAAGACUUCGUCGUAAUUUAAUUAAUAACCAAUUUUGCAAGAUGUUGUCCCACCACUCGAUAACUCAUAAUUUUACAAGAUUAUUCCUUUCAAUGUGUGCAUGAUCUCACUCAUCGUAGCUAAUAGAUGUAAUAAUUCUGUACAUAAACAUCGCAGUUGCAAAUCCGAUUUAGUUGUAUGGAAUAUGUUCUUCGUAGCUACGGUAUUCUAGAGGAAUACCUCAGCUUGUUAGCUCACCGAUGUCUUUCAUACAAUUUCCUCUCCACGUCGUCACGACGGUCUCUGUAAUCGUCGAACGUCGUAUCUAUUUUUUCCCUCUCUCUUUCUU
Molecule: messenger RNA, 1771 nt
Organism: Orussus abietinus
Lineage: Eukaryota; Metazoa; Arthropoda; Insecta; Hymenoptera; Orussidae
Product: transmembrane protein 170A
Exons: 3
Coding region: 368-733 (121 amino acids)
Source: RefSeq, a predicted model, not a curated record